Molecule: messenger RNA, 291 nt
Organism: Schizosaccharomyces cryophilus OY26
Lineage: Eukaryota; Fungi; Ascomycota; Schizosaccharomycetes; Schizosaccharomycetales; Schizosaccharomycetaceae
Product: inner membrane protein
Exons: 2
Coding region: 1-291 (96 amino acids)
Source: RefSeq, a predicted model, not a curated record
AUGCAUCCUCAGCUUGAUAUCAACAAGCAGAAGCAAUGCGCAGAACUUAUUUUGGCUUUAGACGAAUGCCAUAAACAUUACGGAAAGUUUUUAGGAGAAUGCAACUCUAUAAAAUAUAACCUAAAAUCUUGCUUAAAUAAAGAUAGGAACGAGAAAGCAAAGGUCAAUCGAGAAAAAGCUCUCCAACAAAAAAGCUCUUCUGCAGAGUAUCGACGAAAGAUGGAAGAAGAGGAGGCAGAAAAAAUUCGUGAGUUAUUGCAGAAAAGUCGAAAUAAACCUUCUUCCGAUUGA